Messenger RNA from Ahaetulla prasina, 4312 nucleotides. RefSeq names its product BAG cochaperone 4 (gene BAG4). Gene Ontology annotation, biological process: protein stabilization. Gene Ontology annotation, cellular component: nucleus; cytoplasm; cytosol. Gene Ontology annotation, molecular function: adenyl-nucleotide exchange factor activity; protein-folding chaperone binding. Bases 322 to 1416 code for a protein of 364 amino acids. The transcript is spliced from 5 exons. Lineage: Eukaryota; Metazoa; Chordata; Lepidosauria; Squamata; Colubridae. The record is from RefSeq and is a predicted model, not a curated record.
GCCUCUCUCUGUUAUUAACGCUGUGUUACGUAAUUGACCCCCUCAGGCCACCGUCUGCGCCUCCUUUGCGCUUCCCCCUCCCCUGAAGUGCUACCACGUGCUCAAGUCUGUUGCGUCUACUCUGAGAAGGAAGUGAGACGAAGCCAGUUCUGUUUUGUCUCCUCGUUAUUCCUCCUUUGUUUAAAUGAUUGCUUAGCUAAGUCUGGCUGAUGCAUUUUCCAAGUGCACGCAUGCCGGAGCUGAGCCAUAACAAAACCUUCCCUUGGUUCGGCUAAGAAAAAGUGGGGGGGGGGAACCUUGGAUUGGUUAGAAGUUAAGAAAAUGGAACAGCCUCCUUAUCCUGGGUAUGCCCCCAAUUACUGGAAUCCAUCUCCAAGAACUUCCUAUUCAAAUCCAUACCCUGUUGGAUCAGAGCUUCAAGGCCAGGGAAUUGAUUCUUCCUACACAAAUGGUGUCUAUGGAUCUUCAUACCCAGCUCCUGGGGCAGGGCCGCCAUAUCCCAGUCUCCCACAGUCAAACACAUACUAUUCCUCAGAGCACGCUCCUGCCACUUACUCCACAGAGUCUUCUAGCAUAUAUAGAACUCCAUCAUCGGCAUCAAACUGGAAUUAUCCCCCUCCAGACUGUCCAACCGAAGGUUCCAUGGUGAGGAGGCAGGUAGCAGGUUACUCCCCUCCACAAGGCCCACCUUUUCCGCUCCCACCCUAUCCGUAUGGAGAUUGUAAUCCUAACAUUCCACAGCAGAGGCCACCCCCUCCUCAACCAGGACUUCAAGAUGCCACUUGGCAAACACCUGGCGUUUAUGGAAUGCAGCCUCCCUAUGGUUGGCCCCCUCCCCCAGCAGGGCAAGGAGGGAAUCAGUAUGUUCCACAAUCUUGGCCUAGUAGUGAUGUGUCUACUCUACAUCCCCCAAAUAACAAUCCAAAGGACUCUUUUAGCCAAAUGGAUCAAGGGAUUAACCAAUAUGGUUAUCUUCCUGAAGCCAGUAGUUUGCCUUCUGGGACCACGAAUGACUACAGUCCAGCACAGCUUGAUGUUAAGCCAUCUGCUUCCAGUCCCAAAGUGCAGUAUAGUGCACAGCCCCAGCUGUAUGAUAAUGUACAUAAGAAACCAUCUGUGAUUAACAGUGGAUCAGCUUGUAAAAUAAACGUACAGCCUCCAACUAAUGUGCAGCCUGGAAUACAGAAGAUCGCACAAGUUAUGGAAGGAAUUGAACUGUUGGAAGAAGAAGUGGAUGAAUUUGUAGGUAAAAAGACAGACAAGGAUUACUGGUUGCUGGAAGAAAUGCUGACCAAGAAGUUGUUGGAACUGGACUCUGUAGAGACAGGUGGUCAGGACAAUGUGCGCCAGGCAAGGAAAGAGGCAGUUCAUAGAAUCCAAGCUGUACUGGAAGAACUGGAAAGGAAGGGUCUUUAAUGUGAAUGACAGUUUUAAAAUCCAGUCCUGAAAUUAAUAUAGGUCUCUGGCUUUUCUCUUGACCUCCAAAGCAAUAAGUGGGGAUGUGCAUUUUGGCUUUAGAAAAACAAGCAUGGUAAGUUUGAUCUGAUUUAACAAAUGGAUCAGAUCUAGAAUUUAGUAUGGUGGUUCUCCCAUUCAAUGAAUAAGAAGGGAUGAAAGGCUGGCCCUUGUUGUUUUAAGGGUUUCGUUGCAUAGUUUGACCAGCUACAAGAGAGAAAUCAUUUGGCAAAAAGAGAGUAGGAUUUACACCUCAGAAAAUCUCCUGGACCAUCAAGGAUUUCAGCAAAUUACUUGUCGUAUUUGAAAAAUAGAAAAAGAAAUCAUUAAGUUGCAAUGCAGUACCAGUAAAGCCAUGACUUCAGGCUCUUCAGCUACUUUUCUGUGCAUUAUUUAUAGAUUCUUCCUGUUUGUCAUAUAAAUUGUGUAAUAUCUUUUGGAAUAUAAUAUGUUCAAGUGCAACCAUGCUGAUAAGCCAUGUAUCACUAGGGUAACCAAACCCCAGGCAUUUUUCAUGUUAUUUCUCCCUCAUCCCUUAUUAUGCAAAUAUAAUCCAUUUUUUUUUUAAAAAAAAAUGAUGGGAUAAGAAGAAGGAACCUAGAUGAUGUUUGAAUUGCUGGCACUUUCAACUAAUGAACUGAUUAUGAGGAUUUGGGCCAGGAGAAUUAGGUGAUAAAUGCUUAGCUGUGACAUAGACUUUAUACAUUACAGUUGCUUAUAUUCCUGUUUAAUCUGUAAUAGCUGAUUUGAAAUAAUCAGUUCUCAUACCUGCGGAAGUCAGGUAAGGCUACUUACUACCUUGUAUCAUCAGCUCUUCCCAGUGUGUCCCUGGAUCAAAAAGGCAAGAAAUACAUCUUUUAAUUUUUUAAAACAGGUAUUUAUUGUAAGAGUUUUUAAAGAACACUGUCAAAUAGCUAAAAUAAUAAAAUAAAUAUUAGAAGUGUUUUAGUGAGAACUUCAUACAAUAUAUAAAAGACUUGUAUACCACUUUGGAAGUCUUUCUGGUUGAAAAGCAGGGUUUAGCUGCUUUAAAUAAAAGAUGGUUGUACAUAAUGAUACAGAAAAGACAUCUUAAAUAUGGUAUUGUAGUUUUUGGUUUCUUGUGCUCCAGUGCUCUAAAUAUCAGCAGCAAGAAAAAUAUAUUUGGGUGUAACUUUAGCUAUUGACUUUCCUUCCUUAAAUUUUAAAGGCCUAGUUGAUACUGUUUGUUGCCAUAUGUGUUCAAUGAACUCAAACUCCCAAACAUUAUUUUAGCUGGUAGUUUUUUAAAAAAAAAUGCAUGGCCUUUUUCUGCUGUAAAUCUGAAGCCUUUAUAAACUUUACAAAACCAGGAUAGGAAUACACUAUAAAGAUUCAGCAAUGAAUAAAAGAACAGAUCAGCCAAAUUAAAUAGAUCUGUGCAACAAUUCUAUUGUUAAAAUAUUGGAUAAAAAAGCCACAUGUUCUCAGUGUUUUAAGAAUACAGCAUAGUUUUCUCCAUGGUAGGAAAGAAACGUUCACAGAAAUAUCAUGUUCGGUUUUCACAUUUUUACUUGUUUUAAAGAGUCAGAACUAUUUAUGGAAAACCUUUCUGUUGCAUAAAGAGAACAAAAAGCAUACCUCACUUAAUUUGUGUGAUGGUUGUAGUUAGGUUUAUUUUUGUUCUCAACUUAUCAAAGAAAUUCCAGUUAAAUUUUGUUCUGUAAUUAUUUCCAUCAAUUCUAGAGUAAAACACAGCCUCAAGCUUUCAUGUGAAACUAAAAGACAAGUGGGAAAACAGUAUAAAAUUAGAGAUGGAAGAACUGUGAUUGAUUUACGUUUGCAAUGUUACUUUGUAUAUUUUACUAAAGAAAUCCCACAAUGUGGGACCAGGAAGAACAAUAAUCUCCAAGUAGUUUGAAAACUGGCAUUUUCUUUCUGCCUGAACCUGCCUGACAGCAUUGUUGGGAUAAAUUAGGGAAGUGUGGUUGAAUGUAGUCAGGAGUCUUGGGAGAGAGGGGCUGUUCGCAGAGGGCAAAAAGACAGUCUGGUAGGCAGGAAAAAAGCAAGGACAGGCCCUCCCAAAUAGUUCACAGGGCAUUUCUAUAGUUAGGCAGAUAGUAGUAUUUGGCAAGAUUGAUGUCAGGCCACAUAAAACAAGAAUGAUGUGGAAUUAUUUCUGAGCAGCUUCUUUAUUGUUUGUCUACAGACAAAAUCUUGCCAGAGUAACAUGACUAUCAGCAUGACUAUAAAUAUACUCUAUGGCAGAGGUCACCAACCUUUCGAACCUCAGGGACCACUAAAUUCAUAAUUGUAAAUCCUGCGGACCACUAAUAAAAAGGUAAAGGUAAAGGUUCCCCUCGCACAUACGUGCUAGUUGUUGCUGACUAGGGGACGGUGCUCAUCUCCGUUUCAAAGCUGAAGAGCCAGACGUCUCUGUGGUCAUGUGGCCGGCAUGACUCAACGCCAAAGGUGCACAGAAUGCUGUUAUUGUUAGCGGACCACUAAUAUGAAUUUUUAAAAAGAUAAACAGUAUUUAGUGCUAUAUAAAAAAUGCAAAUAAUUUUUUUGCGGACCACCAAAAUUCUCUCACAGACCACCAGUGGUCCACGGACCACCAGUUGGUGACCGCUGCUCUAUGGAACUGCAAAGGAUGGUCCUCUUCCUUCCUACCAGAUAUUCCAAGCUCUGCUGCUGCCUUGCCCACUGAGAUAGCCCCUCCCUCCUGGACUCCAGACUAUGUUCAAUCAGAAACAGCAGAGAUGGUAGAUAAGAUAAGUACUGUAUGUUUUAUAUCUUAUAUCACUUUGCAAUUGAAUAUUGUCUAAAGGAAAUUGAACUGUUAUCUUUCUACUGCAAAAUAAUGAAUGAACUGUCUUGAAUAAACUUGUAAACUACU